UCUCUCAUUAAUAUAAUCAACUAAGAAGCAACAUUCUUCAUCCUCUUCAUUCUUCAUCUUCUUCUUCUCUUACUCCGAGAGAUCAGAGAUGGGUUGUUUCAUGGCAUGUUUCGGUUUAUCCAACAAAAGAAAGCGCAAAAAGGCUCUCUACAAUGUUAUUGCUGCAAACCAAAAAUAUGGAAGCUAUGAAGCUCUUGCCAUAAAAGAAAAAGCCAUGAUUCCAUAUUCUGAUUUGAGAAAAAGAGACGAAUGUAAGGAGCAGAAUAAUGUCAAAAGCAAGAAGAAGAAGAAGAAAGUUACAUUUAAUCUGAAUGUUCAGAUAUAUGAGCCUGAUCCCACAGCUUAUAAGGUACUAGAUAAUGAGGAAGAAGAACAUGAAAACAGUGCUGCAGAACCAGCAAAGAAGAACUCGAAUUCACCUUCCGUCUCCGGAGAAGGAUCUGCAUCCUUAACAGUGACAUACCCUCCAAAUUACAGAUAUUAUAACUGCAGUGAAGAUUUCGGCGAGGAAGAAGAUGUAGACUACGAGGAAUCUGACAUCGAUGACUAUGAGGAUGAUGAAGAGUUUGAUGAUGGAUAUGAUUGUGAUGAUGGUAGUAGUGACAAGAGUUUAGAGAAUGAUGAGGCUGACGCAUAUGGUGAAAACAGCAGACAAAAGGAGUUGUCCGAUUUGUCCAACUCUUCUGCGGCCGAAGACAGGACAAGGAAUCAGAUGGCAAUUGAUGCAAGUGGAAGAGACAGAAGCACAAACAUGCAUUCUGUUCUGAGCCCUGUAGAGAACCUAACUCAGUGGAAAGCAAUCAAAGCAAAAGUUCCAUCAAGUAAGCACAGGAGGAAGGAGAACGUUCCAAGCAUACCCUCGACCACCACUGAAGCUUGCUCGAAUUUCUCACCUUGUUUCAGCAUGAAAUCAAGUGUCCUUCAGUCUAAACCUCGGUUGCCUCAAGUUGCAGUUGAUGCUAGUCUCUCAAACUGGUUAAUUUCCCCUAAUUUCAAUGUCUCUAAGACCACGAUUCAUUGUCAAUGAUGAGAACCAUGGCAAUGAAGAAAAAGCAAAAAACACUUGGUAAAUAUUAAUUCAGUGAAAACCAAUUUUAGAGGAGGAAGCAUGGAUUCUUUAUUCUUCUGUGGGUUAUUCAUUCAGCAAACCAUGUGCAAGUUGGGAUGAUUUCAGUUUAUGUUAUUUGUGUGUCUAAUUCUUGGUCGUUUUGUUUUUGUUUGAUGAAUGGUGGUAUGUUUGUGUAACAAUGGAAUUCUUUUCUUUGUUUGGUGGUGAUGUCUACAAGUUUGAGCUAUGUAAUUUCAUGUAUGCUCAAAUCUUAUUUACAGUGAUUACAGA
Molecule: messenger RNA, 1339 nt
Organism: Arachis stenosperma
Lineage: Eukaryota; Viridiplantae; Streptophyta; Magnoliopsida; Fabales; Fabaceae
Exons: 3
Coding region: 89-1027 (312 amino acids)
Biological process (GO): male meiosis II
Source: RefSeq, a predicted model, not a curated record